UAACUCGUUGAAAAGCAGCCCUUUUUUAAAGACGAAGAAUAAUACACUUACUCAAUUUGUUUGGGAGUUUGUAGCCCUAUCUCUUUGCUUUGAUUCGACACUUUCUCGAAGUGUUGUUGUUCCCGUGAGAAUUGCACUCAGUCACAAGUAACCCGAAAUCGUCCUAGGCUAAAAUUGUCUGCAGAAAAUGUCAUCAACCGCUCAGAAAGUAGAAAUAACCCCGUCGGGAAAAAAGAUAUAUCAUUCAGAGGUAGGGGCAAGCUGCCAACACGAGUCGUUUUCUAGAGCUAGAAAAGAGGAAGAUUAUUUUGUUAACCAGAUGCAAUGGAUGAAUGCUACUCAUGCCCCUAUUAUAGUACUUUCCAGGAAAUUUAACGCUUUUCUCAUUUCCACCGACGUUGAAAGCUACCUACGAGAAAUGACUGCAGUCUGAUCAAUACUCCGUUGGAUCCGAUUCAAAAAUGUUAGUUAGUACUCUAACUACGGACAGUAAAGUUCACUCCCAAAACUAUCUUUCAGCAUCAACAGACUGUUGUUGUUCUCUGAACAAUGUUGAAAACUUGUAGAUCCUUCAGUGUUCAACUCACAUCCUUCCGCUUAAAAACACGUGGUUUUCUGUAGUGCUGCGCUACCAGCUGAUGAGUUAGGACUCCACAUGCCGCUCCCGAGUCCUUUCGCCCCUUUCGCAUUUUAAGGUUUCUAUUUUAAUCAUGGAUUCUCACUAAGCUAAAACCGCACAAGAUGUCUUCACCUAUCAGAGAAGAGAUUCCAGCUCUGUUGAGGCCCCCAUCUUAUGCUGCAGGCCCAAUGGAUUGGUCUGCUGCGGGGGCGAAACCUCAAUACAUUGUCAUCAAUCCUAUGCACAUUAUUAACCUUCAAGAUCGAACAAGAACAUUUGGUGUGCGCGUUGUUGAAAAAAUCAAAGCGUUUUCGGAAAGGUGGUUUACUCAUGUGCUUCUACUAAUCUUUUUAAUGAUAUACGCAGCAAUUGGUGCCUUGCUUUUCCAGUGGGUGGAAGCACCUUUAGAAAUACGUGAAAAGCAAAGUAUAAUUCGUAUGAGAGAGCUUAUUGCUCAAAACUUAUUGCAGUAUCGUAAUCUCAGUGAUGCAGCUUGGUUAGAAAAGGCUUAUGAGAGGCUUUAUACAUAUGAACUUCAGUUGCAAGAACAUGAGCUCAGUAAAGCUCCAGAUGAUUCAGAAAAGCUAGUGUGGACUUUCUGGGGCUCACUGUUUUAUGCUGGGACAAUAUUUACUACCAUAGGUUAUGGACACAUUGCUCCGGCUACUGUAGCGGGACAGGCAAUAACAAUCGUCUAUGCUUUCAUUGGUAUUCCAUUUCUUCUUAUGGUCCUGGCUGAUCUAGGUAAACUUUUCACCCGAUGGAUCAAGGCAGUGUUUUUUUAUAUCAAACUGUUUUGCCGCACCGGGAAGUUCCGAAAAGCAAGAAAAAUAGGCAGGAGAGCAACAGCUGUUCCAAUUCAAUAUAUGUCUGUGGCUUGGAAUAAAAUGCCAUAUCCGUAUCAAGGACGAGCAAAGAAAAUUGAAGAGCCUCCUCCAGAAAAAGACAUUGAAUCUGACGGAGGUAAACUUUCGGACAAUGAAAGCAAAUCGAGUGAAAAGUCACCGAAGAAGGGCGAAAAGAAGAAAACGGAAGAAAAAGAAGUAGGUGAAAAAGAAGUGAAAGAUUUGGUUAUCCAACCAACCGAUGAAGACGUUGAUGACGAAUUCAAUUUGCCUGUUUCAUUAGCAAUUCUUCUUCUGCUUACUUACAUGAUGAUGGGAGCUUUUAUAUUCACUCUCUGGGAGCCUUGGACUUUUUUUGAAUCUUUUUAUUUCGUCUUCAUAUCCAUGAGUACCAUAGGUUUCGGAGAUUAUGUCCCUAAGCACCAGAUGUACAUGAUGGCAACCUUUAUAUAUUUACUUUUUGGUCUAGCUCUUACAUCUAUGUGCAUUAAUGUCGUUCAAGAAAAAUUAUCUGCUACCUUUGAAAUGGCAAAACUUCGUAUUGGAACGACAAUAGGACUUGACGCCAAUAUAUUGAUGGAAGAGGACAUUUUAAGUGAAAAAUCUGAUACCCCGGAUAGUCGGAGAAGGGGAAGUUCAGUUAAAUCUCGAAGAGGCUCAAAAUCGGCGCAGUCUUCCCCUCCAAAAAGUGAGGAGAGAGAUCUGGAUAAAAUAGACACUGUUGUCACUCACACAAAAGAAAACGGAGUAAAGGUUGAGACAGUUAACUGAUCCUCCGAUUCCAGAGGGAGAAACGAAAAUUCGUUGCUUUUUUUGGUUUUAAAAUAUUUUAUGUUAAUAGUAGAUAUAAAUCUGGUGUCGAAACGUUACGUCCAUAUUACGUUCCUCAAGAAGCUUCUUCACAUGAAAUAUGUCAGAUCUGCCGUAGCAUUAGAGAAAACACAAAGUACUUAUCUGCAACUAAGACAGAAGAUUUGCAACAUUAUUUAUAGUUGAUUUAUAACGCAUGUUAUUGUAACAGCUGUCUACUUUAAUGCAGCUAUGAAGAAAUCUGACAGAUAUUAAAUAUAAUAAAAAUAAGAUAGAGGAGGAAACAAUUUAGUCUAUGUUCACAGGACAAAUGUUUUUAGACUAGCAUCUUGAGCAAUCUUUUACCUUCAGAUUUGUUUGUUCAUUGUAAUGCAAAAAACAAUUAAAAUAGCAUUGAAGAGUUUUAUUUGUUAAGGCACUGAAAAGUUAUUGCUAGUACAGUUCUGACGAAGUAGAGACAUUAUGCCUUAUGACUGUGAUAAUCUAAUCGUGAUGCUAAUCAACUCAAACUUUGAUAUGCCAUCACAUUUGUCAAUAUUUACGUACCGCAUGUGGAUGAAAUGAGACUGUUGAAAUGUUUGUCUUUUUCGCUACAUUAUAUGUGUUCCAUGAAAACAGCGGAAUGUUUAAAUUUUGUACGAAAAGCUUUAUUUUUAAUUUGAUUCCUUUAUUUUGUACAUUUCUGCCGCUAUAAUGCCGUUUUUGCUGAAGUUGCAUGUUUUGUAUCAAAAGUCUGUUUAUGCCGGUCUUAGUUUUUAGACACAACUGUUUUUAUGACAAUUUACACAACUGCAAAUGCCAUAUUUUGGUCUUAUUCAGUGCCUAUAUAUCUUUUUAUAAAUGCACAACGUGGCAAGUAAUUUAUUUAAAUUUUUGCACUUACACUGUGAAAAAUACAUAUAUGCUAAAGUAUAGCCCAAAUGUUUCUACCUUUCUGUCCGAUUAAUAACUAUUGUUAAUGCAAGUAUUCAAACUUCGUCGAUCUUAUUAACUAAAGUAUGUCCUAGAAAUAUAAAAACAAUUAACAUGUGUUUUUUUUAUAACUUAAAAAAUGUUAUUAAAGUAAAUAUUUUUAAACAACACUGCAUUUUUAAAUCGAAGUUCAAUAAUUAUACUUAAGAAAUAAAAUUAUUUUUGAAAAGUUUCGUGUCAGUUAGCUUUACAGAAAUAUAUUUAAAUCAAAGGUAGUUAAAAUACAUUUUGUCAAAGUAUUGCAAACCUCUGUGUUAAAAAAAUGUAAAACAUCAAAAUAAAAAGUGCUAAUUAACGCAGAAAUGUUUUAUAAGAAAUUUUAAAGUGCCUAGUCUAGAUUUUACAUUAAAUCAAUAUAUCUGGAUUACAGAAUAAGUUUACUAAUAUUUGCUUCUGUUUGCUUAGAAUACUGGCUAUUAAUAAACCUUAAAAUUUAAGAGUUGUUAUAUAAAACUUAAGGCAAGUUAGACUGCAUUUAUAUCGAUAAAAUUAAGUUACGUUUUUAAAAUAUAAUUGACUGCAAUAAUGCUGCCAAGUGACGCCUGAUGACAAUUUUUAGACGAAAUAAUAUAAAUCUGUUGAAUUAAUUACACUUCAUCCAUCCUAUUUAUGUGUAUUUUGAUUUCUCGAUCUCGUUAUAACGAACAUCGCUGAAAGGCAUAACUCGGAGUCUUUAUUUUCAAAUGACUCUUAUUGAAAUACUUUAACUUUCAUUGUCAAAAAAAAAAGAAAAAAAAAAAAUAGUGACUGAAUGAUCAAUUCCCAGCCACCUUCGACAUGUAGAGUGACUGAAUGAUCAAUUCCCAGCCACCUUCGACAUGUAGAGUGACUGAAUGAUCAGGUAGUCAGGAUAAAAGCACGGAUACAAUCAGUUACAAAUGGAAAUCACUUGCCCAUGCUCCAACCUCUCCCAUAAGAGAUAUCGGAAAUGUCCAACACAAUCGCCACCAUUUUUGUAACCUCCAAGGAAGAGAGAACAUAUUCUCUUAUUCGUCAUCUUCUCAUAUCUAUAUUUGAGUUGGCUUCAGGUGAAAUUUCUCUUUCUCCUUUUUAAACGACUUGGUUAGGGAAAAAUAUUAUUUGAUUAUUUCGUGGAAAAACUUCCUUUUGCUAACAGAACACUAGCAGAAAAUGCAUUUUAUUAAAUAUUUAACUAUAUACUACAUUGACAAAAAGUGUAUAAUAUGUAAUUAUCACGGAUAGCUCAGUUGUGCUGUGAAUAUUCAUUAUCUUAAGAAAGGAAUUAUUUUAAAUAAGGAAGAAAAAUCCUUUUGCUUUCUUGUUAUUUAACUUAGAUACUCGAUUAAAUGAAUUACCAUUUUAUUAUGCUUCGAGAUAUUUUUCCUCUUCUUAAAGUACAUUUCAAUCACUUCUGUGACUAAAGAACAUUUAAAAAUUGCCCUUGCACAACUACAAAUCAUUUAUUAUAAGUAAAUUUUUGGCUAUGCCAAAUUGUCUGAAAGAUAUUCAUAGAUGAUCACCAACGCAGGAAUGACCUUAUUGAUUAAUGUUUUAGUUCACACUAAGCUUGUUCAAAAAUUGUAAUUUUCCUUACAUAAAAGCAAGUAAAAACAUGAAUUAUGCAUUUUACUAUUAGGAAAAAAUCACAGUUCAUAUAAAAGGCUCUUCAUAAAGGGAUCGUGAAGUUAUAUUGUUUCCUGCACACUAUAGAUUUUUUAGGAAAAAUUUGCAUCAAAUGCAACUAGAUAGCCUUUCUAUCAUCAUUCAGUUCCGCUAUCGCUGAUUCUAGUCAGUAGUAACUCUUUAUAAUUACAUUUUGAUAGAUAUUCUAUUAACCGUGGAGGCUUAAACUAUUACAUAUUCCAAAAGCCUGAUGAUUAAAGAACUUCCAUGCAGAGAUGAAUGUAUUACUCUAAAGAAGUUUUUGAUGUCUAACAUUAUAUUACACUUGAAAAAAUCAAAUUGAUGUAAAAACUAUUGGGAUGUUCUGAAGUGUCUUUCUAACUAAAUCACUUUGUUACAACAGAAGUAUUCAAAUUUCACUACUUUAAUUACAAAAAAAAAUGAAAACUUUAAAAAAAUCUUUUUUCUAGAACUAGAAACUUUAUAUAUCCUUACUAAACAGACUCUAAAGUUUUAAAUUACCUGCUAAAAUUCAGAAUUAAAUUGCUGUUAAGGGGACGUUGACUCUACUAUGCACUACUGUGAAUUAUUCACUAAGGGUUAUGAAUUUUUUAUGCAUAUGUUUAAAAUAUAAAUACGUCAGAUAUCUUUAAAAAAACUCGUUAAAACGUGAUAUAUAAUUUUUUUUAAAUACAAAAUGAUAUAUAAUUUAUAAAAAUUUCAAAAUAUUCCAGACGUCUUCAAUUUUAAUUUUUCUAUUGCUGUUUCCUUAUUUUCCUAUAUAAAUUUAUUCGGAACAAAACUGUAUGAUUUUGUAAUUCCAGUCAAAUGUUAAUUCUUAGAAAUUUUAUGCGCAUGCGCUGAUUUUUCAUAAGAAUUUUGUUUUUCUGAACUAAAAUUGACUUUUAACUACCUAAAAAGAGCUCAAAACAUAAAAUGCAUACCCUGCUGUCUUUUAAUAUUCAACCGCAAUGUUUAUCAUCAGUUUUUAUUUAAUUUCUUCAAAAAUUAAGACAUCUGGAAUAUUUUAAAGAUAUUUAAUUAGAAUAUCGUUUUGAGAAAUGUCAUUAAAAUGUACUUUUUUUUUUCUCUAAGCUCUUCGAAUAUUCAUUUUAUUAAACACAUUUUAUAAUACUAUUUUAGUAAUAUAAUUUGAAUAUAAAUUUAUAUUUUGGAGAUGAAACAAUUAAAAAAAUUCAUAUUUUUAUCCACUUUUUUUCUUAUAUCAAAGAAAUAAUUAUAUGCUUUUUUUUUGUAAGACUAGAUGAUGAAGUUAUACAGAAUUACUCAAAAAGAAGCAAAUUAAAAAAAUUAUAUCUAAUAAAUGACAAUAGACAGAGGCACAUACGAUACGAUCAGAUACAAAAAAAGUCCAAAAUUUUAUUCUUUGCAUUCAACAUGAUUUCCAUUGUUACUCAGAAACGUAGCAUCUGAAAUCCAAUUCUUUCUACACGUGGCGUGAAAUAAUUUAUUCCGUCUUAUUGAACUCACUGUUGCAACAACUUAAUUUUCUAAUCUUGAAAAGAAGCAGACAUAUGUUUCAAGCACACUAUACAGCUUUCAUUGAAAACAUCUACUUGUGAAUUUCCUAUUGUCACUCUUGAAAGCAUUUAGAAUACCCUCAACCUGUACUUUUCCCUUUGCAUAUGCAACCGUCUUCCACGAAUAUAUAGCACCAACUAUAAAUUUGUUUAUGACUAAGUAGCUCUUUCUUGAAUUCACAACGAAAUGCAAGCUGCAAUGUAACAACGGAUUCACUCUGUAUAAUGCAGUACACAAAGCGCCUUUUUCUGAGGCAUCGCCAUUUUACAAUGAUUGUUUCAUUGUAACAAGCAAACAGCAGCGCAUCUUUUACCGGUAUUAUCCAAAUGCAAAAAAUUAAACUUUGAACUUUCCAGUGAUGUAUCGCAUUUGUUUCUAACUACUACCGUUCAUGAGAAAUAAAUAUUUUAAACAUGCUCCUUCUUUUUCAAUAAUCAUGUAUAAUAAUACCUUAAUUGUUUCUUUUCAAUUCAAUCAUUUCUUUGAAAAAUAUUAAGACUAAUGCGUUCCUUAAAUACAUCGAUGUAAAGAAAAGUGGAGUAAAAAAAAAUAAUGAUGCAUUUGCAAAGAAUUUUUGGAAUGCAUAUUUUUUUUUUAUGAAUACAUGGCUGAAUUUUUUAAAACAUGAAUUAUACUAAAUUUCUCAUUUUUAAUAUUUGCCUUUCUUUAUCGAAAUUAAUAAAUAUUAACCUGAUUUUUGCACUGGAUGAUGGUGGAAAAGCUUUAUACUGAGCUUUAUAUAAACUAUCCAACAAAAUCUUGUCUGGCGCCAUUUUCUCUUUAAAAAACAUUUUUUAAUGUGGAAAAAUAAGUUGUGUAAUUAAAAAGAUAUUCAAUCAUAAAUUACACUCAACCAUAAAUGAAAUGGA
Messenger RNA from Argiope bruennichi, 7241 nucleotides. Its product is annotated as potassium channel subfamily K member 1-like. The record is from RefSeq and is a predicted model, not a curated record. Bases 742 to 2235 code for a protein of 497 amino acids. Gene Ontology annotation, molecular function: potassium ion leak channel activity. Gene Ontology annotation, biological process: potassium ion transmembrane transport; stabilization of membrane potential. Gene Ontology annotation, cellular component: membrane. Lineage: Eukaryota; Metazoa; Arthropoda; Arachnida; Araneae; Araneidae. The transcript has 4 exons.